Molecule: messenger RNA, 1416 nt
Organism: Durotheca rogersii
Lineage: Eukaryota; Fungi; Ascomycota; Sordariomycetes; Xylariales; Xylariaceae
Product: MFS general substrate transporter
Exons: 6
Coding region: 1-1416 (471 amino acids)
Biological process (GO): transmembrane transport
Cellular component (GO): membrane
Molecular function (GO): transmembrane transporter activity
Source: RefSeq, a predicted model, not a curated record
AUGGCGGGAAGCGACAGAGAGGAGAAGCGGUCCGGAUCUACGUUCGUGGACGACGUCGGGUCUCUCGAGAACGAUAGAGCGGCCGAGAGGAAGCUUGUGAGGAAGACGGACUUGCUGAUGAUGCCGGGUUUGGCCCUCGCCUAUUUCACCCAUACGCUCGACCGGGCCAACCUUGGGAAUGCGAAGACGGACGGUAUCGAGAAGGACCUGGGACUUGUUGGCAACCAAUUCUCGCUCCUUCUCGUCCUGUUCUACGUCCCCUAUGCUCUCUUCAACAUUCCUUGGUCGAUUCUGGCAAAGAAGUACAACUCUGCCCGGGUGAUCCCCCUUGCGAUCCUAGGCUGGGGGGCUUGCACGAUGGGCGCCGCCGCGUCUAAGACAUUUGCGGAUAUCAUGGCGACGAGGAUCGUAAUGGGUGCCGUUGAAGCAGCCUGGUACGUUUACUACCUGUCUUUGUUCUAUACCCGGAAGGAGAUGGCAUUCCGUGUCUCCUGGAUUGGCCAAAUGGGGUUCAUCGCCGGAGCUGUCUCUGGUUUGAUCUCCUGGAGCGUCUUUCAGUGGGAGGGAAACCUGAAGGGUUGGCAAUACCUCUUUCUCAUCGAAGGCUCGAUAACGAUUUUUGUCGCAGCCUACCUCUACAUUUUUGCUCCCCGGAGUCCCGAAAAGUCGCGGUGGUACACGGAGGAGGAGGUUAGGCUCGCCAAGGCCCGCCUCGAGCAGGAUUCCCAGGACCAGGACAAGAAGUUCCGUUGGGGGGAUGCUAGGAACCAACUCAGGCAAUGGCAGACAUGGGUCUACGCAUUCAUGGCCCUGAUGUACGGUGUUGGUGUCGCUAGCAGCUCGAACUUCCUCCCGACGAUGAUUAAAAGGCUCACGAACGAAGCUACCACCGCCAAUUUAUACACUGUCGGGCCGAAUCUGGUGGCGUCCGUUUUCCAAGUGACGAUAUGCUGGCUCUCGGACCGUUACCAACAACGGGCGACGUAUGCUUGCGGCUCUACAGUCAUCUCCCUGGUCGCUUGGAUUCUCCUGGGCACUCUCGACUUGGUCCACCAGCCUCGCGUCGGCUACUUCCUGACGUACCUGAUCACUAUCGCUACCUUCAUCCCGAGCAAUAUCGUGCCCGCGUGGCUCGCGUCCAACACUCCCACCACCACCGGUCGUGCCGUGUCGCUCGGCCUGAAUUAUAUGGGCAUGAAUUUAGCCGGCGUGAUUUCCUCGAUGAUCUACCGGGCCGAGGAUGCGCCCGUUUACCGGCCGGCGCUGAUUACCGUCGGCUGCACGCAGGGCGUCUUCAUCAUUACGGCCUUGGUGAUGCGUCAGUACUACGCCCGUUUCAACAAGAAGCUUGACUCAGGCGAGGUUGCGCACGCGCCAGGAAUGGAGAGCCGCCCUGAGUAUCGAUACGCCGUUUAG